This is a messenger RNA of Cryptosporidium muris RN66, 2106 nucleotides long. RefSeq lists its product as uncharacterized. Lineage: Eukaryota; Apicomplexa; Conoidasida; Eucoccidiorida; Cryptosporidiidae. The record is from RefSeq and is a predicted model, not a curated record. The transcript has a single exon. The coding region runs from base 1 to 2106 and encodes 701 amino acids.
AUGAGAAUUAUAAGAGCAGCUAAACAUAUCAGGCACUAUGGUGAAAAAUUUAGAUAUGAAUUACGUGUAGAGAAUAUAAGUGUUAUUUUACUUGAAGAGUGUGAAAUAAAAAUAGAUUGGAUUAGAGGGCCAAAGAGAACGUCUGGAAAGGAAAGCGUUUUAUGUGUCAAUGGUAGUACAAUACAUCCAUUUUAUGAAUCAUUAGUAUUAAUUGUAACUUUGUUUCGAAAUUUACCACAGAAAUCUGGAAGACUUACUUCUAAAGGGAGUGAUGAGUAUCUUCCAAAAGAUUCAAGACUAAUUAUAUAUGCAAAAUACAAGGAUAAUCCAAUAGCAGUAGUAAUUGGUGAAGUUCCUUUAGAACUAUCUUCAUUUGUAAAUAAUUAUAAAGGAUUAGAUUCUAAAUUAAUAAGCCCCACAAGAGUUGAGAUUCCACUGAUUAAAUGUUCAGAUCCAAAUGCUUAUAUAGAAUUUUACAUAAAUUGCAUAUCAUUAGGCCAAAUAUCAAAUGAUUUUGAUGAUACGGCAUCAAUGAUGUCUGGUUUUACCACUGUAACUAAUGAAACAUUGCUAAUAGGUACUCUUAAUGUCCCAGAUACUGGAAAUACAACUAUUCAAACGGAAAACUUUAAACCUUCAAAAUAUAUUUUAACUACAAAUUCAAUAAGCAAAAACUCAUCUUCUAAUAUAAUAACAGAAGUAAAAGAAUCGAUAAAUGAAUCUGCAUUAGGUAUACCUAUGUUUUCAAUUAAAGAAGAAACAGAAAUAGAGAACCAUUUAAAUAAAGAAACAGAAGAAAGAACUGAGACUGAAUCAAUUAUUAAUGAAAAUGAUGUAAUUUGUAAAUUUCAAGCUCAACCUAUGAUCAUGUAUAAAACUACACAACCUUAUUAUUCAAAUCCUGUUAUUAACUCUAAUAACAUAAUGAAUACUUCUAUAAAUCAAGAUAUGAGAAAUCCAAAUAUAAUAAAUAAUUUAAAUAGUUAUAAUGAUCCAAAUAUAAUCUCAAAAGGGAUAGAUAUUAACAUAAAUUCUGCAACUAAUUCUUCACCAUCAUCUAAAGAAUUGUUAAUUCAAAGGUUACAAAUGGAACAAGAAGAAUAUAAAAGAAAAUUGGAAGAAUGUAAUAUGGAAAUUAAUUCACUAAAUUAUCAAUUACAAAUAUAUAUUGAACAAGAGAAAUCUUGGAAACAAAGAGAGAGUGAUUUAAUGAAAGAAAUACAACAGCUAAGAGUAGAAACAAAUCUUGGGAAUGAAUUAUAUAAAUCUAAAUCCGAAAUAUUAGGAGAUAUACAAAAUUUCGAUUCUAAAAAUCAAAAAUUUGUUAAUCUUAAUGAUUAUUGCUUACUUCAACAAGAAGUUAGCGAACUUACUGCAAUCCGUGAUGAAUUGAGAAGACUAAGAGAAGCAGAUAAAUAUGUUUAUGAAAGACAUAUUAAGCAAUUAGAAAAUCAAAUGGAAGAUUUACUCAAACAAUUGUCACAAAUACAACAAAUCCAAAAAAGUGACCAUAUUCAAGAUGAAGUAGAAGCAGAAUUCUUUUCACAAAAUGGUAAUUCAAGUUUUUUUGCAACUGCAACAAGUCAAACUAUUGAUUAUAAUACUGGAGGAACCAAUUAUUGUGAAAGUUCUCAAACAAACUUUUUAGGAAAAAAAUCUAAUAUUAUUGUUGAUAAUAAAUUAUUUGAUAUUACUAAUGAUAAUGAUCAAUAUUGUAAGAGUAUAGAUACAUCAAAAAAUAAAUAUGAGAUAGAUGAAAUAGAAAAAGAGCUAAUAAAAACAAAAUUAACAUUAGCACAGACUGAAACAGCGUAUCAAGUAGAAAUUAAUAACCUUAAAACUAAAUUAGAGAAACAAAGAAAGCAAUUGUUAGCAUAUAGUUUGUAUGUAGGUAAUUUGGAAGUAAUAAAUGCAAACUUAAAAUAUGGUACUAAUAGUAUUAUCUCAUCUAAUCAAUCUAUUGAAAAUAAUUAUGAUCAAAGUAUUGAAUCUAAUUACAAUAUAAAUGAAAAUCACAAAAAAGGGAAGAUAUCAAGUAACUACAGAAUAAAAUCUAAUUAUUCUCUAUAUUCAUAUUUAAAAAACAUGAAAUUUAGAUUAAAAUAA